Cucurbita pepo subsp. pepo (vegetable marrow) is the source of this 1258-nucleotide messenger RNA. Lineage: Eukaryota; Viridiplantae; Streptophyta; Magnoliopsida; Cucurbitales; Cucurbitaceae. The record is from RefSeq and is a predicted model, not a curated record.
UCCCCAUUCUCCACCACCUGCUAAUUCUCGUCUUCUCCAAUUCACUUAAAAUCCAGAAUAGGUCUCUAGAUCUAUGGCAUCCCCAUCCAAUAACCCAAAAGACAAAACGAGUCUCACAAAGAAGAUUACAGGCAGAGUUCCCAUGUUUAUCACCAAAGAAGAUUUGGACUCCAUUCUUCCACACCAAAAUCUAAUCGAGCACUUCCAAUCAUCUCUUUCUAUCGUCUCCCCCACAAUUUCCAGCCCAAUGCGUCAAAGCCAUACCGUUCAGCCCCAUUCCUCUCUCCUCCUCAUGCCCUCUUGGUCUUCUUCUCCAGCUCUUCCCUACAUAGGCGUCAAACUUGUAACCCAUUUCCCCCAAAAUUCCGCCUUAAACUUACCUGCAAUUCAUGCAAGUUACUCGCUCUUUAGCUCCACCACCGGCCAAACUCUGACCUCUAUGGACGGCACUACCUUGACUCUUUACAGAACCUCUUGUAUCUCUGGUUUAGCUGCGAAAUAUUUAGCCAGGCCUGAUAGCAGGGUCAUGGUUAUGGUGGGUGCGGGUGCUUUGGGACCCCAUUUGAUCAAAGCACAUUUGGCUGCGAGACCCAGUGUUAGGAAAGUGAUUAUUUGGAACAGAACGGAGGAAAGGGCAAAAGUACUAGCCGAUGAGAUGCGGAAAAAUGCAGGGAUGGAUGGUCUGUGCUUCGAGAGUACUGGAAAUCUGGAUGAUGCGAUCUCGGUGGCGGAUAUUGUGAGCUGUGCAACGAACUCAGAGGUUCCCCUGGUCAAAGGUGAUAAGUUGAAGGCUGGGGCGUACUUAAAUUUGGUGGGGUCGUUUAAGCAUUCAAUGAGGGAGUGUGACGAUUUAGCGAUCAAGAGAGGAAGGGUUUUUGUGGACAGUGAGGAAGCGUUGGAGGAGGCAGGGGAGUUGGUGGGGGCUUUGGAAAGAGGGGUCAUUGAGAAGAGGAGUAUUUUGGGGAAUCUGGUGGAUUUGAUCAAAGGGGAGGUUGUGGGAAGGAGGAAUGAGGAUGAGAUUACUGUGUUCAAAUCUGUUGGGUCUGCAGUGUUCGACCUUGUUGCAGCCCAGUUCGCAUACGAGAGAAGCAUCUGAGAGCGCUCAUAACAGGUGAGAUUGCUCUUUACCUCUUGCUUUUCUCCAUCCGGAUUUUUCUCUUUAAUUUGCUUUAGAUUCAAUCCUUAAUCCUAAAUUGUCAAAAGGACUCGUUCCAUAAUUUGCUUCUUAAAAAAUAAAAAUUCUAACCCGUCGAGGAUU